UCCUAGAUAGGGCGUCUACAAGAAAGGGAACACACACAUUCUUCGCUACGUCUUCAAGAUGUCUACAUUAUACUAGUCCUUUUAACCAUUGUAAGUAAUCUAUGUCGUUUUGUUAUAUUAUGUAAAUAUGUAUUGCCAAUAAAAAGAUAAAAUAUAUAGUUUAUUGUUUGUUUUAAAUGUGUUAUUGUAUUGUGUACUGCUGCACGUAGUACACAAAACAAGCCAAGUAUACAUAUCUGAAACAGUAUGAUUUUUAGCCACACAUGAUUUUAUGAUAAAUCGAAAUCAUUCUGAUUUUAUCUUUCUAAAUUAUCUGGUCCUUUGUAUCGAGGGCGGUCACGUAAGUUUAGAAGAACCUUCGCGGUUUCAAUGAACCGUCUUUCCAAAGUUUCAAUACAUUUCCUUAAUCCAGAUUAAAGCUUUUCAAAGGUAACGAGACAUACAUUUUGGUCGUGGCGUACGUGUGACAUACGUAUGGCAUCAGUUGAACAUUUAUUUCUGAAAACAUGUCCAAUGGACUCCCUUCUCCACCCAUCACCUGGCCACAGUGUUUCUCAAGCUUAUUCCGGCCACCGCCCUCAUGGCACGAACUCACCCCUCCACACACACAGAUCGCCUUCACCCCCCCCCCCUUCCGUCUUUCUGUUAUAAGCAAUCUGGGAAUAGACGUUUUGUUGACCCUCUACGUCAGAUCAAAGAACUCAUACAGAGGCGUAGCGAGGGGAGGGCAGGGGGGACAGAUGUCACUGGGCGCCAGCUAUUUAGGGGCGCCAAAAUGUGCUUUGAUAUUAUUUUAUUGAUGAAAAUAGCGGGUUUGAGAGUUGAAAAAAAGAAAAAGGGGCGCUUUAAAAUGGAUCUUGUCCCCGGGCGCGAAUCUUGUCCCCGGGCACCAAACACCCUCGCUACGCCGCUGAACUCAUGCAUACUCAUUUUUCUAUGCUAAUUUUUUUAUUUUUUUUUGGUUGCUUUGAGCAAAGCCGAAUGGCUACAUUAAACCCCAGUGGAGUACUUGGCGUUCGCAACGCCCCGGGUGGUAGCCUGAUUGAUUUUGCCGCCCCUAAUUUACGACAACCACAAUGCAUACAGAAGACACAUAAAAAGAAGCCAUUUCAAGUAUAUUAAGUAGAUCCGACAAUGCCGCCCCAAAAAUAAGAGCCCACCCCCCUUUUCCCUCGCCAGUACUAAACACCAUCUUCCACCAAAUAAAAUAGUGAGCCUGCAACAAGGAUCACCUGAACGAUCUUCCACGUACAAGGGUAUGAUUAAAAGCUCAAACAAAUCGUUAUAAUCUCUUAGACCAGUGGCUCUCAACCUUCCUAAUACCGCGACCCUUUAAUACAGUUUCUCAUAUUGUGGUCACCCCCAACCAUUAGAUUAUUUUCGUUGCUACUUCAUAACUGCAGAGUAUAUCUUUUUUUCCGAUGGUCCUAGGCGACCCAAGUGAAUGCGUCGUUCGACUCCCCUGGUUGAGAACCGCUGCCUUAGACCAUCUAAUCUGGGAAGUCGUAUUUGUUGUAACAAAUACGCAUCUUGCAUCUCCAAAUUUUCUUCUGGUUGAGGCGGUCUACGGAAUUAGAUUACUCGAGAUGGUCCUUUUAAGCUAAAUAGUGUAAAUUUUGAAUCCAAAUUAAGUAGACAGAUUUAGUUUAAAAGGAUUGAACUCAUUCACCAGCAACUGAAAUUUACUAUUUAAUGAAUUCGGAAAUUUGUUUCCCCCCUGAAAUAUAAGCCAUGUCUUGCGCGAGUCUGCACACAGAGAGCCGCCUUGGUGCCAGAGGGCAUCAGCAUGAAGCAAGAAACUAUGCAUUCUUCUCAAGUGCCCCGUUUGGGAGUCCUAGCACCCACUAAAGUUUCCAAAGUUGUUCGGCCCCCCUGGGCUAACGUAACGACCCCAAAGGGGGUACCGCCCACUUCGAGAACCACUAGGUAAGAAGAAUAUGCCAUACCCAUACUUCAAAUUUAAUACAACGGCUGAUAAUUUAAAUUUUGGAAGUCAUUAUGUACCAUGUAGCUUGAUUUAUAUUCUCUCGGACUUGUACUUUCACAUUAACAGAACUUUUGAGUUUCUUAGAAAAAACCAGGAAAAUUAGAUGACUGAUCAACAUUUACAAUGAAGGGGGGGGGGGGGGGGGGCAGCAUUUUGUGUUCUUUCCUAAAGUGAGAAAUGCCCUUAGGCCGGCACUGUGUCAAUGGACUAUGUUUACAAGGAGACUCCAGAAAGAGUAUAGCGUCUUCUAAACAUUAGGUCCAUUUUAACAUUGUGUUAACUGUUUAUUUUAAAAAAAAUGACUUGCCACAACAUACACGCAUGCACAUACACAUAGGACAUGACAUGCAGUUGCAGUGUAAUGUAUUUUCAUGACCUAAUUUGUCGUUGAAUGUCAAAUUUAGUUUUGUCCCGAGACAAAGUGAAAAAAUAAACAUGGCAACUGAUAACGUGAGGAGGAUAUACAAGCCCCCUAGACGCCAACCUGGCGCUCUUCAGACGUUACCAACUUACCCGUGGAUGUUUAACUGGCCAAUGAAUGCGUAUGAGCGUGCACGACUGACUCAUGGAGCACCGUGUUCAACCGCAGCUACAGACCAAGCAUACAAAAAGGUACCAAUUGUCAAUAUGUGUGACAUUAUGAUGUGUUUUUUUCUCCUUUUUUUAAAGAGAAAGCGCUUAUAGGAUGUUAAUAAUUUUUUAAACAAUACUUUGCAAGACACAUUCAUAAAAAUACAAUAGAGCAAGGAGGAAUUUUUAAAAUUCCGUGUAAUGUUUCUAAUGGGCCACUUACUUGUCGACUGGCAAUUCUUAUCUCAUGAUUGCUACGGCUUGUUUAGAAAGUGAGCAUUGAAUCUGAACCAUUGUUAGUAUAGCUGUUCAGGCUCUUGUAAACACUUUCGACGUAUAUUUAUAGAGAUGUGACCGACAUUUUCAAGUAUCUUGUUUAUGUACCCAUUUUUAAGGCUAUUCUUAGCAGUAAAAUACUUAAUGUCACCGGUUGUUACGGGCUGUCUUCAAACAUAUAACGAAGUUAAACCUAAUGUUUCUAUUCUAAAAGAACUGGCAGUUCCGCGACCACACAGCGGAUUACAGAACUCACCCUGAGUUUGUGGACCUCCGAGGUGGACCGUCAAAUUUGAAAAACGCCACAGAAUAUAAUCCAAAAGCGACACCUUUUCCUGAAGCAUUUGGAAUUCUCGAAAAACCCAAGAAUUUAUUCGGUACGUUGUAGGACAUUUUACAAAAUUGCGGAAACUGGUCUAGAGAAAGGGAAGGGAAAGGGAAGGAAGCUUAAGAUUAUAAUCGAGUUUUAUGAGUUUUCUCCUAAAUGGUAAAAAUUUUAUAGAGAUAUCUAGAUAUGCUCCAAACAGUUUUUUCGUGUCUUUUUUUUUUUUGUUGCCUCAUACACUUAUGCACGGAUCAUACUAUAGGGAGUGUGUAUCACUUAUGCACUGAUCAUACUAUAGGGAUGUUUGUAUCACUUAUACACUGAUCCUACUAUAGCGAUGUGCUUUGUAAAACUGUGCUGUUUAAGUUAAGUGCACCCCUUUGAAUCGAACACAAGAGGUGAGAUAUAGAGAGGAAGGAUAUAGACUCGAGAAUGUUGGAUAUAUUGUCAUGUAGAAGAACCGUAGACUCUGAGAGGAGGGAUAAAUUGUCAGGCAGGAGGGAUAUAGUAUCAGAGUGGAGGUUACAUUGUCAGGUAGAGGGGCUAUAGACUCGAUGAGGAGGGAUUUAGUGUCGGAAAUGAGGUAUUUAAUUUGGGGACGAGGUAUAUAGUGUCGGUGGAGGAGCGAUUUAUUGUCGAAGGAUAUAAUGUCGGGGAGGAGCAAUAUAGUGUCUAGGAAGAGGGAUAUAUAUAUCAUUUAAUAUCUUUCAUCCUGGAUUAUCUUUCAGAUCAUUCGUCUCUUUUAUUUUAACCAAUGAUCUCAAGCCACUUUUUCUUUACAGCGAAAUGAAAUAUUUUACUUUUUAAAUGAAAAUUCAUUUUUCUACUUAAGCCUAGGAUGUUUUUUGUUUUUUUGGUUACACAUUUUAUAACAAGCCGAAAUAUUCUUUUUGCUUUACUACGUCGUUCUUUUCCAAGUGUUGACAACACAGCAUUUGUACGCCUCCGUUUCCUGUUUACCACCUCUCUCUUUCUCUCUCUCUCCCUCUCUCUCUCUUCUCCCACAGAGGAAUGUGACUACUUUGUUCAGCUGCAGAGAGACAACAAAGUAUGGGACGACUGGAUGAAGAGAUUCGGAAAACAAUAUCAUUACUACAAUGUGGAGUAGUUUAUCGUCCGCCCACCAUCACAAGUUAUUAUACUUAUUCACAGUGUAUUUUGUGGAAUGGUAACAAUGAGAUCACUACGUAGACUAGUCUUAUGAAAUGACAAUUUAUUGUUUGUUUUAUUUAUAAAGGUAUAUAAAGGAGUUUACCUAAUACAGAACAGUAUAGACGCAAACUAAUAAUUAAUUUAAUUUACAAUGUUAUCGACAAAAGGAACCACCGAGGCCUUCUUUUAUACAUUAUUCAGCAUGGACAAAACGAUUUUGCAAAAAAUAUUUGAAAUCUUAUCAUUUCAGCUGUUGGGCUAUCAGAAGACUCAAGGUCCAUAGUUUUAAAAAUGUAAUGCAAAUACAUUAGUCCACUUUUACAUGUUAUUAUAAUUUACUUAAUUGGAAAUAACAGAGUUAACAAUUACGUGUCUACAAUUCGCGUCUAAAGUGUAGAGUUGUGUUGUUAUAGAGGCAGCUCCAGAACUUGAUCAGAAAAAGGAGCAGAUCAGCAUAAGUUUGUUCCGUUCAACACACCCAACAUCAGCAUCAUUUUUCAAUAGUUAGUGCACUCACUGGAUCUGUUUCAUUGUGCAUAUGUGGUGUAUGAAAGUAGAUAUUUGCUUUUAUUAUUGGCGUCUGUGGACAACCACAAGGCAAGCGUAUGUAGACAAGUACAAGGCUGGCGUAUGUAGACAACUUCAGGGCUUGUUGACGGCAAGCGUGUUAUCACAUGCCAUUGACGUUGACACAAUGGGUUAAGCCAUGGCAGCUCAACAUUUCAGCAGUCUGAGUAGUUUUAAAAAAAUAUGUUUUUUUGAUUUCUAGAAUACAUCCACCUAUCAAUUGAACCCGUUGACAAACUGCCAAUUUGAACCAACAUUUUCAAAUUUCGCAAUUAUUAUUCAAGAGGGUAGCAGGCCUAAUAUAAAGAACAGCAUACUUAGGCUUAUAAAACUUCUUUAGUAAUAACAAAAUUCUCUGUAUCAGAAUUCCUAAGAAAAAUGAUAAUUUUGCCAGAAACAUCAUACAGUAAGAGAGGAAAUUGUGACAAACAUCCCCCCUCCCUCUAAAAAAAGACCUUCAUCUUCUGGAUAAAGUUGUUUGUUUGAUACACGUAUCGAUAACUUAGACGUGAUCAAUCGGAGAGAGAUAACAGUUACAACUAUUCUCGGGUGUGCUAUGAAGACACUAGUGUGUGCAUGACGUGAGUUCUGUCAUCUCCUUAUGCAUAUACAUUGAAUUUAAAAACACUUUCUUUUAGAACCCUAGCAAAUUUAAAAGUUCUCCUCAACGUUAAUUUGUAGCACACAUCACAUCAUGACAUCUUAUGUGUAUUUAAUCAUCAAAAGUUUGUGUAAUGUGAUACAUUUGGAAAUGUUUCAGUAAAUAUAAAACACAUG
Lymnaea stagnalis (great pond snail) is the source of this 5654-nucleotide messenger RNA. The record is from the annotation of a GenBank genome assembly. Lineage: Eukaryota; Metazoa; Mollusca; Gastropoda; Lymnaeidae.